Messenger RNA from Pseudomyrmex gracilis, 4358 nucleotides. RefSeq names its product importin-13 (gene cdm). The record is from RefSeq and is a predicted model, not a curated record. Gene Ontology annotation, molecular function: small GTPase binding. The transcript has 7 exons. Gene Ontology annotation, cellular component: nuclear membrane; cytoplasm. NCBI's taxonomy places the organism in Eukaryota, Metazoa, Arthropoda, Insecta, Hymenoptera, Formicidae. The coding region runs from base 277 to 3123 and encodes 948 amino acids. Gene Ontology annotation, biological process: protein import into nucleus.
UGUAGACGACCCUUUACAUAUAUGCUAGUAGGUUAUAUCAGGUUAGGUUAUGUGAUGUUGUCACAUCACAAGUGAAGGAGUGUUUAGGCUUGAUCAAAAUUUGGGAAAUAAGAUAAUAAGACACUGAAAAUAUGUAUACGAUCGAUGAGAGGACUUAAAUAGAAACGCUUGUUAUGAAGUUUUGCUAACAAAAGUGUUGGAUUUUGUGGCGUACAUGCAAUACAAAGAGCAAAAAUUGAGCAAAUAACGUUGUCAAGUAACGUUGUAAUACUUGGCAUGGAUUAUGCAACGGUCAUCGACGACGCAAUCAAGCAGUUUUACUCGGCAGGAAACAAUGAAGCUCAUUCAUGGCUUCUGCAGGUGCAAACCUCUCCCGAAGCGUGGCACUUUGUGUGGCAACUUUUGGAGCCUUCCAAGGGAUUUGAAGUACAGUUUUUUGCUGCAACAACUUUGCAUACAAAAAUAUCCAAGCACUGGAAUGAAGUGCCUGAAAAUGAGUAUCCAGUAUUGAAGGAACGUUUGCUCAAUAGUGUGAAAAGGCCCAAUACUCCCAUCUUUAUUCUUACAAAGCUUUGUCAAGCGUUAGCUGCAUUUGUAGUCAAUAUUUAUAAUACAGAAAAUAAAGAAAAGAAUAGGAGUAUAGUUGAUAAAUUGCUUGACAUUUUACCUUAUAAUUCUCCAUCUGCAUUGGAAUUAUUGCUUCGAGUACUUUCUACACUACCUGAUGAGGUAAAACAAAAAAGUCUUGUUUUUUUAUCAUUUUUGCUUUUUGAUAAUAAUCAUGUUAUUAUUUUUUAUCAGUAUAAAAAAACACAAGCAAAAUGUGCCAAAUUACGAGAGGCUGUUGUUCACAACGUCUUAAACAACAGCUGGUGCCAAACUGCAUGGUUUCUGCAACAAGUUUUCUCUAUGUGUAAUCCAAAUUCUCAGGGCAAUGACAGUAUAUUAUACUCCUUGGGACUAGAAUGUGCACAAUUGUGGCUUCAGAGUGGUCAGCUGCCUCUAGAGGCAAGUGGCCAAAUCUAUCCCUAUUUAUUAGUGGCUGCAGCUCAUUAUGCACCUAAUAGAGAAGGUGGCGACGAUGAAAAUAACAGAAGCUGGGAAAUAAUACAAGAUUGUUUGAUGAUGAUUGUAACGCACAAUGAACUCAAUAAACGGCCUCAGACUUUAUGGGAAUGGGCUAGAAAUUUAGUAGCGAUGGCACAGCAACAUAGAGAAAAAUAUUUCUGCGAGAUUCUGACCGCCAUUGGGGAGGCUCAUAGUCGAGCGUUUCUGAUCGCUCUGGCUGAAAAUUCCAAUGAUAUGCACACGUGGACGGCGAUGGGCUUAAUCGAACUGCUGUUGGAGUGCUCGGAACAAGAAGGUCGUUAUCCCGUGAACGAGACGCGCAGUUGCAUACCGUUUGGAUUUUGGUACGCGUUACAGGACGAUCUCGCCACGCUGGAUCAGCCGUUAGAUAGCCGGGCUUUGGAAGCAUUAAAACCGAUUUAUUUCCGAUUAUCUCAGGCAUUGUUGCGAAAAUCAACGCUACCCGCGUCUCCGAGUGAACAGGGAAACGCGGACGACCGCGAGCACUUUAGAUGCUAUAGGCAGGAUGCGGCGGACACAUUGGACUAUUGUUACAGAGUCCUCGGCAGUGACUUGUUGGAGCUUCUUGGACAAAGAUUGAGUCUUAAAGAUUUACCUUGGACUCACGUGGAAUCCACAUUGCACGCUUUUAAAGCUCUAGCCGAGAGCGUUGGUACUCGAGAGUAUUGUUAUACUCCUGCCUUGAUAAAUCUGAUUCUCCUUCACAUACCUUAUCACGCUUAUCCGGAAGAGGUAUUAACAUGCGCCUGUUCAACGCUGGGCGCGUACGCCGAGUGGAUAGGAGAACAUCCAGAACCUUGGCUAGAGAAAGUGCUGGAACUUGUUACCCAGGGAUUGACCAGAGGCUCGAUGACAGCGCCGUUUGCGAGUAUGGCGCUGAAGGAUUUGGCCAGAGAAUGCGGACCGCAUCUUGCUCCUUAUGCACCGUCCGUUCUCCAUACCAUCAGUCAGAUUCUGCCAAAUGUCGAGCCUGGCGGCGGGGAAGGUCUGCGACUUAUAUAUGCCGCGGGCAAACUUCUUAACGUUUUGCCUACUCUAGAAGAACAACUGAUGCAUCUGGAAGCGACGCUGGGUCUAUGCGUGACGAAAAUAAAAGAGCUACUGGGACAACCGUUGUUCACAGCACGAGUCGGUGUUACAAAUUACUUGAAGAUGGUCACCACAUUUUUUACUACUAUCGAAGGCGCAAUCGGCAAGGCUGUGCUAGAUGGCGUGUUACCGAUAUUCAAUCAAAUUGUUGUACAUCCCGAGUGGAGUCAAGACAAUGCUACAUUAGAGGCAAUGCAUACGUGUGCGCAACGUUCGUUAUCGGCUUUACGGCAGCCAGAAACAGAAGCACGACCUUUGUUACCGAUUUUAUUAACUUCCUAUAAGAUCUGGCCGCAUCCAACUGCGUUGCAUUUAUUGAAACAGCUCGUAUUGCUGUUUGGUAAAGAUCCAGACAAUAUUGUUGGACCAGUCCUCGCAGAAAUGAGUUCAAUUACGUUAAAUGGUGUGAAGGCGUGUAGGUCAGUGAACGGUGACCUGUCCGAGUGGUCAGACCUGAUGGAAGCAUAUUUAAGUGUGCUCGCGCAAAUUUGCAAAAAAAACGCUAGUAUGUUGUUGCAAAUUCCAGACCAAAUACCAGAUAUGUUGCAAUGCGGAGUUGCUUGUCUGACGCUCCCGGAAAUAGCUACGGCCAAAGCAGCUGGCCAUUUUCUCAGUCAUGCGAUCAUACAAAGUCCACACCUGCAAACAUUUGUACAACCAAUCGGGCAAGAACUUGUUUCCGCAAUUUUGCAUUGCGUCGGUGGAGGUGUAUCGUGUAACAGUUUGGAGCCUCAUGCCGAAGUUUUGUUAGCAUUAAAUAAAAUGUGUCCAGAAUGGACCGCGCAGUGGAUACGUGCAGGAUUAGAGAAUCAAAAAAUUCUUGCAGCCGUUAUGUUGGAGAAGGAUAACACUAUACGUGUUUUACGUGAGAGGAAGAGCAGGAUAAUACUUUGCGAAAUAUUAAAACAAUUUAGUAUUGAGUGUCGUCAAAAAACGGGACUGUGAUGAUAAAAUUUUCGGAAUGAUAAAAUCGACGAGUAUCAUGACGAAUAUAAAGUAAUCGAAGUUAAGGCUUCUAGAUACUUGCUGCAGCCAUCUUAGAUGAUAAUAUAAUAUAAACCCACUUUAAUCAAUAAAGCGUAACUUAUAGAAUUUACCAAAUACUUUUUUCUGAAAAGGCGAUUUCUUCAUCAAACAUAUAAUAUAUCAUGCAUAUAAAUUACAUUCAGUAAAUUUUUGAGUCAUUUCACUAUGCCAAUCGCCUCUAUAAUGAAUAUAGUGAUACUGAACAACUGCAAAAUCAUCUUUUGCUACUAAAAAAGAUACACUUCAAUUAACAUUGACAAAUCUCAAACUGAAUGCCAGGAAGCAUAUCUGACAUCAAAACUUUUAUUACAUUUUGAUGACAUUGCUUUUGUCUUCUUUCCUAUAUAUUACAUUUAUCAAUGCAAGUAAAUAAAGAAAGAAGUUUUCUCGAAGAUGCUUUAUUGAUUAAAAGAUUUGUACAAAAAAUGUUUUUUAUUUUGUAACGUGAAUUGUACAAUAGGAAGUUUAGAUGUGUAUAUUUCCUCGUUUUCAACAUCUCAAAACUAACUGCAGCAAAUAUCUAUGAAAACUUAGAUAGUAUUAUAAUACGCAGAAGUUGACACGUAUAACUUUUUUUUUUUAAUAAAACCGCUGCAUAUCGUAUGUAAUUAUGUUUCGUACAGACAUUUUGCAUUUGCUUGAAAGUAAGGUACGGCUUUACUAAUCGCACGAUAGAAAUAUUCUGUAUGAUUUGCGAACUGUGAAUAAUUUACUGACUGCGCAGGUUAGAAAAGGACCGACCUUUAGAGGUACUGAUAUGACAAUGAUUAUUACAUUUUUGUUUCGGUAAUUAGCUAGAUAUUAACGGAUAAAGAUGUAUAGAAAGAAAAGCUGAUCCUGUGUUCCGCAGUUUGCAAAUCGUUUGAGUGUACAUACUCUAAUGUGUCAAAUAUAUUCUGUCAUAUGGUACAAGAUGAAAAUCACAAAGAACAAAAAACCAAUUUGUAAUGAAAAUAAGUGAGAAAAUGUAUAAAAUACAAAAUCAAGAAAACUACACACUACAUAUCUAAUUUUGUUUUUGUUUCGGAAAAAACGUGUGUAAAAAAAUCACCUUCUAUGAUAGAUCUAUAAAAGUUACUUCGAAAUCUUUAUUUUUGUGCAAGAAUUUAUAAAAGUAAAUAUAAUAAACAUUUUAAUUUAGAAUUGAUUCCUUG